GUGAAUGUUAAGUGCAAUCGUACAUGAAAAUGAAGAUAAAAUCAUGCUUGAUCGAUAGUUUUUGCACUGGAAUAAAGCCAUAGAGUGUGACCUCAACCUGUUUUAAAAAAUUAAAAAGCUAACGAUGAGUAUCCUGAAUUCUGUUUGUCGUACUUGUCUCGCCGAAGAUGUUCCAAUGGUAAAUCUUAUAAGUGACUCUGAGCUUUUAGACAAUGAUAGCGUUAUUGGCGAUGAAGAGGACGAAUCGUGUCACGAUUCAAUUGGCAACCAGUUAGGUACAAUGUACCGCGAGCUAACGCAGUUACCCUUAAUGCCAGAGCAAGGUGCUGUUGAACGCAUUUCUACGAAUAUCUGUAUCCAAUGUGUGAAAUCUUUAAAAAAAAUUCAUCAAUUUCGACAAAGAGCUAUCCGCGCCUAUGAAGAACUGCAAACGAAAGCUAAUAUUGCACAAAUUAUAAACCAUUUGGAUCAGAGUAGUAUAGGAAGCGUGCGUAAUGAUCGACUGGAGGAAGAUUUCGCUGAAGAUCUAAUGGCUGAAGAUGAUCUAAAUAACAGAUUCAAGAAACCUCUGGCAGAAGGAGAGCAGCGGUGUGAGGUAUGUCAGAAGAUAUUUAAAAACAAAAGAAUGCUAUUUCGCCACCAGGAGAUCCACGCCAGUGAAAACAAAUAUAAAUGUCGAUAUUGUGGCCGAUGGUUCCGUGCUAGAAGUAGCUGGUAUAAUCACGAGCUGAAGCAUCGUCAUGCUGUAGGUCGGGAGGGAAAACCAGAGCACGAGUUUCUAUGUGAAGUAUGCGCAAAAAGUUUCAAAGAUAAGAAAUCGCUUAAAGAUCAUUUAGAAAUUGUUCACCAAGGCAUAAAGCGGUUUCGGUGCGAUAUCUGCAAUAAAUGUUUUACCCGAAACGGUUCAUUAGCGGAACAUAAGCUCAUACAACAUGCCGGAAUUAAACAGUUUUCUUGUAAUAUUUGCGGGAAAGCAUUCGGAAAAGAAGAUUCUCUAAAAACUCAUCUUACAGUUCAUUUGGGUAAGCGGUUUCGAUGCGAAGUUUGCUCAAAAACUUUUCUUAAGAGGGCGUUUCUCAAUGCACACAUCGGUAAAGCACAUCCAAGUGAAAACGGUCCUAAACCAUUUGCCUGCAGCGUUUGCAAAAAAAGUUUCAGCUCCUCAUACCAUCUGAAGAACCAUCAGUUGAUACAUACCAACGAUCGCCCUCAGCGAUGCGAACAAUGUGGUGCGUCUUUCCGUCAAAAGCAACAAUUAAAAGUUCACAUGUAUCAGCAUACAGGAAAACCCUUCAAAUGCCAGUUUUGUACGGUCGCUUUUGGUGUCCGAUCCCGUCUGAAGGCACACCAGGAGAAAAGCCACCAAGCGGAGCUUCAACAGUUAGCAAACAGUUCGCCAGCUGUGGACGCACAAAUAAUAAAUGAACCAGAUUUUGGUGACGGAGCUAUCAAUGAGGAAAUACUGAAUGAAAUCUGCUAUCAAAUCGAUGCAAAUCAAAUUGUUUUACAAAACAUCGAAGACGAUGGCGUUAACUUGAUUUAUAGCAGCAAUGAACAUAUUGUAUUUUUUGAUGACGGCAAUAAUCUACUUCCGGAGGAGAUAGACCCGAUUGGACAAUUAUAUGAUUUUACAAAUGAGACGCAAAUAAAAAAUCUUCAAUAA
This is a messenger RNA of Sabethes cyaneus, 1663 nucleotides long. RefSeq names its product zinc finger protein 665-like. Gene Ontology annotation, cellular component: nucleus. The transcript has a single exon. NCBI's taxonomy places the organism in Eukaryota, Metazoa, Arthropoda, Insecta, Diptera, Culicidae. Bases 125 to 1663 code for a protein of 512 amino acids. Gene Ontology annotation, molecular function: zinc ion binding. The record is from RefSeq and is a predicted model, not a curated record.